AUGAAGCGCAAGGAGCUCUUGGCGGCAUGCGAGGCGCUGGUCAAGUCGUACGAUCCUGCCAUUAUGACAGUGGAUGCCCACGUGGACGAAGAGCUCAAGGAUUUUGCCCAGACAGACCGGGUGUUCCUCCAUCAAGUUUUGUACGGGUGUGUUCGGUACAAGGACGUGCUCAAGGUUGUCUUGUCCAAUUUUUACCAGGACAACUCGGCCAAGUGCAGCCGGAACGACUACACCAAGUUUCUCAUCAUGGGGUACCUUGCAAUCUUUCGGCUGGAUGAGAUCGGCAUGGCCGCUUUCGAGGGCUUUGUGACGACGCAGAACCCGACGGCGAUGCACGUCUUCCUCACUUAUCUCUUCGACGACACCAUCUUGCAGGGUCCUGUUAAAGCCGAAUGGCUGCGCCUGUUGGACCAAGCCUACGUCGAGACCCAACUAAUUGAUAAGCUCGUCAAACAUCGGCCGCAAGUUGAGCAAGUCCUCGACCAUCUACACGCGAAAGCGUUUGGCAUGGCGGCGGCGCGAGAAAACCUCAAGCAAAACGGCGGCGUUGUGCGUGUUGCGAGCAAAGAGCCGACAGUGCCUGUCGCUCCCAACAUCACCAAGCCACGGCCGCGCCCUGUUCCCGAACCCACGCGGAUCCCCCUCGAAAUGAAAGCGCAUCCUGUGCCAGAUCUGAACAAACUAACGCUAGCCGACAUUCAAGAAAAGCAACAGCAGCGGCGAGAGGCCAUCAAGGAACAGGUCUUGAAAAAGUACCAAGAGUCCGCCGCCCAACCAUUUCAGCUCGAAGAGACGAAGAGCAAUCUCGAAGCCAUUAAACAAGAAGUGGAGGACCAGCGGAUGGCAGAACUCAACAAGAAAUUUAAAGCCAAGCCGGCGCCAAACUUCAGCGAGAAAGACGCCGCCGUCAAGCUCAACACUGCUGCGAUUCUUCGCGAAGACGCGCUGUACAAGAAGAAGCAAGAAAAGGAAGCAAAAUUGAUCCAAGCAUACGAGUCAGACCUGCGCGACGCGUCCGAGUUUUACCGGUGGCAGAGCGAUAUGCUUAAGAAAGACGAUGCAGCGCAUCGCGCGCAAGUCGAAAAGCGGCGUCUUGAAAUGGCUCAAGCCCAGCACGAAGCGAUCGAAGCCAGUCUACGCGCCAAAGUCGAGAACCGGGACGUGGCCAACCAAAUGAAGCUCGUGUCGAAAGAAAACGAAGAAAAGCGGCGGCUCGAAGAAAUGGAAAUCGACCAAGCGCAUCGACAAGUGGCGCUGGAGAUCAAGUUGACGCGGGAGAGCGCGCCGCGUGAAGCCGAAGACCGCGUCAAGGCAGAAAAACAAAAGCAGCGAGAAGCCGUCAACGCGUUGUUGGAGCAAGAACGGGCGCGAAAGGCAGCGCAGGACGCAAUUGAACAAGCGCAGCGUGAAGACUUGAUUCGGCAAAUACGGGCGCUCGACCGUGUCCAUCGCGAGCAUGUCACGGUGUUUGACCCGACCGAGAGCGCGAACCUUGGCCUGCUCGACGAGAUGUCCUUGGUUGAGUUACGAGAACGCCUGCAAUUGCGCAAAGUGGAGGAAGCCGAGCUCGAGGCACAGCGGCGCGAGCUCAUUUUGCAAGAGAAGAAGGAAAAGGAGCUCGACUUGAAGGCGCGUGUGAGCAACAUUAGCCGCAUCCGGCAGCUAGCGGCGUCGGCGAACCGAUCGUCUCGGGAGCGACGAAAGCAGCAGGAACAGGAGAAGCGCGACCAAGAAAAGAAAAUGCGGGACGAAGGAAACGUAAAAUUGGCGCAAAAGAUGGCAGCGCAGCGAGCGGAGCGGGACGCUGAGUUUCAGCGACUGAAAGAAGAAGGCGAGCUAAUUGCGAACAAGCGUAUGUUCUUGGGGGCAGCCAAAAACAUGUUGGAAAUGCGCCACUUCAUGCAGCAAACGAUGGGCGCGGAGCGACAGGCAUCCAACCGCCAAGAAGCAGUGCAAAAGGAAGCACGGGUCGAGGCACAAACGAAAGAGACCGAGAAGAAAAUGCGGCAGACGUACCGACACAAGAAAGCGAUCGAACACGAUGCAGCAUUGCGUGAAAACGAAAUGCUGAUGGACAAAGCAAUGGGCGAGACCAAGCAGCGGCUGCGGCACGACAAGGACACGAGGAAGGCCAUUGUGCGCCACGAGAAAGCCCGACGGAUGCACGCCAAUGAAAUCUUGCAGCACCGAAAUGUGUAUGCCACCCAAGUGUCGGCGGCAGACGUGGCCAGUGGUCGGACAUAUCGGACUCAAUCGUCGAAUCAAGAGUCGUAG
Aphanomyces invadans is the source of this 2274-nucleotide messenger RNA. RefSeq lists its product as hypothetical. The transcript is spliced from 11 exons. Lineage: Eukaryota; Oomycota; Saprolegniomycetes; Saprolegniales; Verrucalvaceae. Bases 1 to 2274 code for a protein of 757 amino acids. The record is from RefSeq and is a predicted model, not a curated record.